AAGUUUAUAACGUUAACGGCAUACCGCCCAAUUGCAAGGCCUGGUCCAGCCUGUCUAAUUAUCUCGUCUUCUUGUGACAAAGUUCUAACGUCCAAGGUUCUUUCUUUCCUUGGCCCUCCUUUCCCACUCGCUCGAGCUUUUUCAGCGCUCGAGCCUCGAAUGUGGUUGACGUAGACUCAUCGGUUCCUUUGAAGAGUGCAUCCAUGAUUCGGUUGGCGAUGGUCGUCUUGUUUCUUAUUCUGAACUUUGCCCUGCAGCUCGAAAAUGCUCUCGCAGCUACCCUUAAUCUUCCAAGUACAUCCUUGCAGGAUGGACCUGCCUUGCUUGCUGGUCAGGCGUCAAACUCAACCGCACUCAAUGCCUUUGGAAUCUCGCCGGUAUCCAUCGCUGCUGACGGGACAUACUACGUUACUCUUCAGGCUGGUCAAAUAAGCUUCCGCGCUGCCCUCGACACAGGUUCUGCCGAUUUCUGGCUUGAUUCCACGGCAUGUACUACCAGUACAUGCACGUCUGUACCAAGAUACCCCCUCACUUAUGACAGUCCCACGUUUGUCUCCAUCAACAAUAACGAGACUACUUUCACCGUUAGCUACGCUGAUGGGACUGGUGCAUCCGGGUUCGUUGCUAGAGAGACUGUAGACGUUGCAAACGUGACGGUCGCAAAUCAGGCAUUUGGUGUCGUAACAAAUUCUAAUAUUACGCUGGUCAGCGAGGUCAGCGGUAUCCUUGGCCUAGGAUUCUCACGACAGUCAGAGAUAUCCACAAGAGCUGCGAAUGGUCCACGCCGUUUUUUUUCCACCUUGGCGCAGCAAGGCAUACUGGACUACCCGGUAUUCGGACUAAGUCUUACUAGAAAUGAUACCGGAACAUUUACCCUCGGGGCUAUCGACGUAUCUGUCGUGCAAAAUCUCAGCCAAGUUAUAUGGAAUGAGGUCGUAUCCUUCUCUCCGGUCGGUACGCAAACAAAUACUUCUGGCUACUUCUUCUGGGCGAUUCGUAUGAGUAGUUUCGCGGUCAACGGAACCCAGUACACUCCCCAACCAACUUAUCCUGGCCCAAGUGACAACUCAUCGAUUGCUCUUUUGGAUGUAACACGAUUGUACAGUUCAUUUCCCAGUAGCCGCCUAGUUGACGAAAGUGGUCAAUGGGCCAUCCCUUGCGACUCUUCAGCAACCAUGUCCUUCAACUUUGGGGAAGGAACUUCGUUUGUUUUGGAACCCACAGAUUAUAUUAUUGGCCCAGCUGAGGGGAACCCGGAUCUUUGUUUAUCUUGGCCUAAAGCUUCACCCCCCAGUGCCGAUGGAGUCGACUGGUUGCUAGGAACUCCAUUUUUGCGGACCGUCUAUUCGAUAUGGAGUUACGGAAUCGACUACCAGGAGCCCCCGAUGAUUGGUUUAUAUCCUCGCAACAAUGCAUCAGCACCUGUACAGCCUUUUUCAGUUGUCGAAUCCUCAUUUUCAUCCGAAUCUGCGACAAUUGCUACCACCCUGCCCAACUUUGUCCUCUCUACACCCACUUACACAACGCCGUCAUAUGCAUUUAACACGUCGGUUCCAGCCGUCUAUGGCGAGAUUGUGCAAUCCGAGCUCGCGACGAGCACGUACAGUCCCCUCAUAGGGACACUCGCCGUUAACGCCACCGCCCUCCCUCAGGUGUCUGGUGCAUACACACUUCUCGUUACGAAUUCAAACGGUGCAGUGGUGACAUCGACGUAUCACAUUUCGCAACCGUCGGUUACUUUAGGCGUCCCACCUGGAUGGAGCAGUGCUGCCUCUCGGAGCGUUCCGGGAGGAGGGCUGGCUAUUUCGAUGAUGAUCGCUCUGGUCGCUGGCACAUGGAUUCUAUAAGAAUUAUUUGCAUACUAUAUGAGUAUAUCAUUUGUUGUGUUACUUACUAGCUUUGUACUCUGCGUGUUAUACCAUUAUGACACCACUCUCGUACUGUCGUGCACUGACUGUUUUGAUUAUUCAUUACAUCCCGUCGUCGAACACUGCACAUUUUCUAUACCGUAGAACUUUACAUCUUAUCCCGAACUUUGUCUGUUGUAGACCGCACAUUCUAACUAAUCU
Suillus clintonianus is the source of this 2069-nucleotide messenger RNA. Its product is annotated as acid protease. The coding region runs from base 204 to 1847 and encodes 547 amino acids. The transcript is spliced from 13 exons. Gene Ontology annotation, biological process: proteolysis. Lineage: Eukaryota; Fungi; Basidiomycota; Agaricomycetes; Boletales; Suillaceae. Gene Ontology annotation, molecular function: aspartic-type endopeptidase activity. The record is from RefSeq and is a predicted model, not a curated record.